Pseudogymnoascus destructans is the source of this 447-nucleotide messenger RNA. RefSeq lists its product as uncharacterized. Bases 1 to 447 code for a protein of 148 amino acids. Lineage: Eukaryota; Fungi; Ascomycota; Leotiomycetes; Thelebolales; Thelebolaceae. The record is from RefSeq and is a predicted model, not a curated record. The transcript has 4 exons.
AUGGACAGAGACAGUGCUAGCAGGAGAGGCAUUGCCAUCCACUUCGAGGUGUGGGAGAGUCUAGUCGAAUGCGACGCAGAGCUCGUAUCGAGAAGACAGGACCGUACUUUCAGUCUGUCUAGUCUCCUGCUCCGUCCUGCCCGUCCCGUCCAGCAUGUACACCUCUUCACCGCAGAGCGCCCCUCCUCGUUGUCGUGGCAGCCCGACGUCGUUACCUCCCAUAACAUCGUCAUCGGCGGGGAUCUAGAAGCGGCGAUACUCAUUCCCCUUGCUCAGGUCGACUGGGGUUCUGUUGAGGGAAAAACGGGAAAAGCAGUGGAGAGCAGUGGAGAGCAGUGGAGAGAAGUGGAGAGCAGUGGAGAGCAGUGGAGAGCAGUGGAGAGCAGUGGAGAGCAGUGGAGACAACAAAUGGCUCCAGUGACACCUCAACAAGCCAUUGGUGGUUGA